This is a messenger RNA of Doryrhamphus excisus (bluestripe pipefish), 2751 nucleotides long. It is a transcript of the gene klf6a, whose product is annotated as Kruppel like factor 6a. Lineage: Eukaryota; Metazoa; Chordata; Actinopteri; Syngnathiformes; Syngnathidae. The record is from RefSeq and is a predicted model, not a curated record. Gene Ontology annotation, biological process: regulation of transcription by RNA polymerase II. Gene Ontology annotation, molecular function: DNA-binding transcription factor activity, RNA polymerase II-specific; RNA polymerase II cis-regulatory region sequence-specific DNA binding.
GUUUGAAUAGGGAAGUUUGCGGAGCGCAGUUGUUACCCAUCCAGUCCGGUGCGGUGUUUGCAAAUACCUUCAACGCCAAAGCUGAGAGGAGAAGAAGGAGGGGGACGGAAGGAGGCUUGCUCGGAAACAAGCUUCUCAGCAGCGGGACGCUCUUCGCUCCCUCUCACUUUGGCUUGUUUUCCUCCCUCGUAACAUUUUCCACACGGUCCGGGAAUGGAUGUUCUACCCAUGUGCAGCAUCUUCCAAGAACUUCAAAUAGUUCACGACACGGGCUAUUUCUCCGCCUUGCCGUCCCUGGAGGAGUACUGGCAGCAGACAUGCUUGGAGUUGGAGCGCUAUCUACAGAGCGAGCCUUACGUCUCCACUUCCGACCUCAAGUUCGACGCCCAGGAGGACCUCUGGAGCAAGCUGAUCCUGGCCUGCGGGGACAAGGCCAAAGCUGACCCCAAGUUGCCCCCGGCGCCCCACGAGGAGGACAAUCACGACAGCCCCAUUUUUGACAACAGCAGUGUGAAUUCGGAUGCCAGCAGCGAAGCGUCAGACAGUUCGGAGGAGCUCUCACCCACGCACAGCUUUACCUCCAACCCUCUGGGCUCGGCCUUGGGAGGCUCUGGACCAUUUAGCCCAUCCGUCAUCAGCACGCCGCCGUCCUCGCCGGAGGCCAACUCCGAGCCCGGCGGGGUGGUGGGCGGCUGGGUGGGCACGCACGGCGACUUGCACUUGCCGGCCAAAACCAAGUGUGGGGGUGUGGCAAAGAGUUCGGAAAAGACGGGAAUGACUUGCGGGGACGUUUCUCCCGACGGCAGGAGGAGGAUACACCGGUGUCAGUUCAACGGCUGCCGCAAGGUUUACACCAAGAGCUCCCACCUGAAAGCACACCAGCGCACUCAUACAGGUGAGAAACCGUACAGGUGUUCCUGGGAGGGCUGCGAGUGGCGUUUUGCACGCAGCGACGAGCUGACCAGACACUUCAGGAAGCACACCGGGGCAAAGCCAUUCAAAUGCAGCCACUGUGACAGAUGUUUCUCCAGGUCUGACCAUCUGGCGCUUCACAUGAAGAGGCACAUCUAAAGUGGGGGGCACCAAACCCAAGCAACGCAUCAGAGGGCAAAGGUUUUUUUUGAAGGGGAAACCCGCUGCUCCCGACCUUGGUCUCAUGGCUGAGCUUGUCCCAGAGAGCAGAGAUGUGGGAGUUUCAGCCAAAGCAUGCUGUUUUGCACCAUACUGGAACCCAGUGCCUCCGGGACCCUGAAGGUUGCACCCAGAGGACUAAAGCAUCACAUGACAAAGACACAAAUGAAAAAAGAAACAUUACAAGGAAGCAAAUGCGUGCUUUUGUUGGUAGGGGGUGUGUGUGGGGGGGGUGUCAGCUGAUACACUGGUACUUUGCAACGUGAGCAUGAAUGCACUGUGAAUGUCUGCCAGCGGUAGCCCCCUUGUGGGACAGGGCGGCUGCGGCGUGAGGCCACCCCCGUGGUCAUCCCGAGCGCUUGAGGCCACCCCCCGGUGGCCACACCCCCGUGGUCACAGCGUAAGAGUAUUGUUGGAUUUGUGUUUUGGUGCAGCUACUAAGUGUGCAAUGUGUCAUGUAGCCUGAUUUAUUUUUUUACGAGCUCCAGAGUUUGUAGUCCACGUGUGUAAGCUGCGUGCUCGGAGCACCAGCAGGAUGUAACGCCACUGUCAUGUCGCAUGCUUCUUUCCUCUUUCCACCCCAAUCAGGACGGCAAACACUUGGAAGAAAAGUGCAGCUAAAAAGUCCAAAUGUUCCCAUAUUGUACAUAACGCCUUGAUGAUUCCCCUUUUUCCCGUCAAGCGGAUCCUCCUCACGCACCUUCAUUUCACCACUGCUUGCUGGUCUCAUUGGUCGUCUGCCUCGGGUGGGGGGGCCACUUUUUGGAAUUCUUUUAUACUUUGUAAUAAUGCACUGUUGACCUGAAUGGUGCCUUAUGCAAGCGACUGCCCCGCGGCAGUGGUGGCCUGGCCCCCCGGGGGGCCGCUCUUGGUGGUAUGAGCGAUUUGACAAGCUGGAUCAAGGCUCAAUUACAAAUGUCUAGUCUGUGUGUCUGGUGGCGGCCAUGUUGCUGCGCGUCUUAAAUGUGCUGACAAACGUCCUUUUGUUGAGUUGUACAUAAAUCGAAUGCUGUAUGUGUAGAGCACUUAUGACUUCCUUCUUAUUAAAGACGUUAACUACUGUGUAGUAUGUACUGAUGUCCAUCAAACGGUACCGCUUUGCCCCCCUCCUUGAAAGGCCCUUCAUGCCUGCAAGUGGCGUUUCUUGGAAUGAGGCGUGUAGUUGGACACGUAGCUGGCAUAGACUCUCCGACUGCAGAGCUUCCUGAUUGAGCCGUUGUGAACGCUCCGAACGGCGGGGGUGCGAAAGAUGAACAUUGCCAUGAAGGUGCUGGGCCCCCAGGCCACGCAGGCCACGCAGCAUGAAAUGAUCCCCGCCACCUUGCCGUGAGGACUCCGGCGUUCCAACGUAUGGAUUCCAGAUCAGAGCCGAAGCUUGGAUUGAUUCGGACACGGCUGGCGGCCAUGAAAAAGUUACUCGUAAUUGAGCCUUGAAAAAGCCGCUUGUUGGUCUUUCCCGCUCGCCGUCAUCUUUCAUGCUACCCCCCCCCCACACACAGCUUUGUAUGAAAAUAAAAAGGAAAAAAAACUUUUUUAGAAUUCUGUUUAUGCUUUAUGGAAUUUUUAUUUGGAAUUGUUUUGCAAAAUUGUUCUAUUUCUGUAUGAAUGUAUUUUUUAUUG